AUGAGAAAAGUAAUAGCGGCAGUCCUGAUCCUGGCCUUCCUGUGCCUAGAGUCCCAAGAAGGAUCGGCUCUCCUGCUCGACAGGGCAUGCGGAAGAUCAACUGCCUAUCUCCUAGACAUUGUCCGCCCCAUUUGCCUGCUCAUCAAUGGGACAGGGCCAGCCGUCGACCGAUUCCAUAUCACCGACUGGGGCACAACUGAAGCACGCUACCGCAUCAUCGAGCGCAUUGAUCGCCAGAAUUGCAGCUCGAAGUUCAAUAGGCAGGUGGACGAGUCCCAGAUAUGCGUCCGCAGCAACGCGUGCCUAGGGGAUUCCGGUAGCCCCAUGAGCGCGAGGACACUGCACAUGGGCAGGUAUCGCACCUUCCAGCUCGGCUUUAUCAUCUACGGCCUGAAUUCCUGUGCAGGCUUAAAUGUCUACACCAAUGUGACUUACUACAUGGACUGGAUCUUGAAUGUUCUGGAUAACUGGUCGGCAUGAGCAUUGCGCGUGGUGAUACUAGUUUUAAUUUUAAUUUAUUUUGUACGUUUAAGCUGCAGUAAAGGCAAGAAAUGUCAAUUAAAAAGUAUUAGCUACUAAUUAUGCGCAGACUCAACAGCUGAAGUGGGUGAGCUGGAAUUCGGGUGCAUUGGAAGUGGAUGAUAGUAAAACACGAGGGUGGCUAUAAUCUAAAACCAAAGUAGCUUUAUUACUGUUUUAAAACAUGUGAUCAUUUACAUUCAAUUACUUUGUCUCACCACUUCCUUCACUAAACAAAUAAACGUGGUUCUUCCGAUCGCCUUCGAGUCGGUACAGCUCCACUACCACUACCGCUACCACCAGCCCACUAGCCCAUUAGCCCACCAGACCAGCCACCAACCAAAUCGCACGAUGAAGUCGGCUCACCUGAGGAGCGAGGCUAUGUGGUGGUGGCACUUACAGGGUAUACACUGAAUUCUUAGCUUAUAUAAACGGUGAGCGCACAGAGGAAAGCGUUUUGAAAGUAUGUGAUUGAAAAUAAUCAAAAA
Drosophila yakuba is the source of this 1007-nucleotide messenger RNA. Its product is annotated as serine protease grass. Bases 1 to 480 code for a protein of 159 amino acids. The transcript is spliced from 2 exons. NCBI's taxonomy places the organism in Eukaryota, Metazoa, Arthropoda, Insecta, Diptera, Drosophilidae. Gene Ontology annotation, biological process: proteolysis. Gene Ontology annotation, molecular function: serine-type endopeptidase activity. The record is from RefSeq and is a predicted model, not a curated record.